Molecule: messenger RNA, 3602 nt
Organism: Macrosteles quadrilineatus (aster leafhopper)
Lineage: Eukaryota; Metazoa; Arthropoda; Insecta; Hemiptera; Cicadellidae
Gene: ScsbetaG
Product: succinate--CoA ligase [GDP-forming] subunit beta, mitochondrial
Exons: 10
Coding region: 144-1421 (425 amino acids)
Biological process (GO): tricarboxylic acid cycle; succinyl-CoA metabolic process
Cellular component (GO): succinate-CoA ligase complex; mitochondrion
Molecular function (GO): ATP binding; succinate-CoA ligase (GDP-forming) activity
Source: RefSeq, a predicted model, not a curated record
UCAACUUUGAGUAGAAGAUAAGAGAUAGACUAUCCUAUUUUUCCAGCCAAAGUUCGCCAUUCACUUCCGUCUUGAAUUGCUUCUAACAUAACGCCAGUUUCCAUUAUCUAAAUCCAGUAAACAACGCAUAAAUUAAAUUUAAAAUGGCUGCUGUGCUAAAAAAUUCAUGCAAGAUGUUACGGUGGCCUCGUUUACUGACCAACUCAAACUCCCAGGAGUACAAGCAGAUUCGGCAUUUGAAUCUGCUGGAAUGUCACAGCAAGAAUUUGCUGCAAAACUUUGGUGUUUCCGUUCAGAAGUUUGAGAUUGUAGAGAACGAAGGUGACCUCAAGAAUUUGAAGACAAAAUUUAAAGUAGAUGAGUAUGUCAUUAAAGCAAUGAUUCUGGCUGGUGGAAGGGGUCUUGGACAUUUUGAUAACGGCUUCAAAGGUGGAGUACACCUAACUAAGGAUCCUGAAAAACUUGAAGGUAUUGUGUCAAAGAUGGUUGGUCAUCGACUAAUCACCAAACAAACUCCCAAAGAUGGGAUUUUGGUGAAAAAAGUUAUGGUUGCUGAAUCAGUCAAUAUCCACAGAGAAACAUAUUUUUGCAUAUUAAUGGAUAGGCAAAGCAAUGGUCCUGUAAUAGUUGCAUCUCCUGCUGGUGGAACUGAUAUUGAAAAUGUUGCUGAAAAAACUCCUGAGCUUAUUGGAAAGUAUCCAAUUGAUAUAUUUGAAGGAAUCUCCCAAGAAAAGGCAGAAGAAAUUGCUAAAUUCCUAAAAUUUGAAGGACCUUUAGUUAAAAAGGCAGCUAAAGAAAUUCUUCAACUGUGGAAAAUGUUCCUGAGCGUAGAUGCAGUCCAGGUGGAGAUAAACCCUCUGGUAGAGACAAACGAAGGAGAAGUGGUUGCUGUUGAUGCUAAAAUACAGUUUGAUGAUAACGCUGAGUUUCGCCAGAAGGAUAUUUUUGCAUUCAACGAAACCAGUGAAAUGGACCCUAGAGAAGUGGAGGCUGCGAAAUCGAACCUCAAUUACGUUGGCCUAGAUGGAAACAUAGGCUGUUUGGUAAACGGAGCUGGGCUAGCAAUGGCGACGAUGGAUAUCAUAAAACUUCAUGGUGGGGAGCCUGCUAACUUCUUGGAUGUUGGAGGUGGUGUGACUGAAAACCAAGUUCUGCAUGCUUUUAAAAUCCUAACCUCAGAUUCAAAUGUCAAAUCCAUAUUGGUCAAUGUAUUUGGUGGAAUUGUGAAUUGUGGGAUCAUUGCCAAAGGAAUUGUAAAUGCUACCAAAUCACUUCAACUGCAAGUCCCUCUAGUUGUUCGUUUAGAAGGUACUAAUGUGGAAGAAGGAAGGAAGAUAUUGAAGGAGUCUGGGCUGAAAAUUGAAUUUGCAGCAGACUUUGAGCAGGCUGCUCAAAAAGCCGUGGCUAGUCUGAGAAGAUAGCUCAAACUAAAACUUAUUGAUAGCACAAUGUCUAAUAUAAUGACUGAUAGGUGUAAGAUAUCCUCAAUACUAGGUAGUAAUAGUAUAUUUCAUCACUAAGGUUUAAAACUACUCUCUUGACAUGAGAUGACAAAGUGAAGCCCGAGUCGGGAAAUGAGUGAGGGUUGAAAAUACAUUUAGGCCUGUGUGAUGAACUAUAUUUUUUCAUACUGCACCAUUCAUUAAGCCAAUUAACCCAUAAAACAAAAUUGUUGUUAAUUGUUUACCUUUAAAAUCUUUGUUAGAGAGAUUGGCAGCCUCUUUUACCUCGCAGUUGCCUUUCCACUUGGGUCACAGAGGCCUGUGCGUGGAACGUAUCCAGCAAAGCAAGGUGUGAGCUGUUAUAGUACUAGGGUGAAGUGUACGGACCAGGGUCCGAACCCACGACAAUGCUGCCUUCCAACUCGGUCAUUGAUUUACCAAAUUAGCUUCCAAAAUGGUUUCCAUCUAAUUUCUCUGUUCAUUUUAAUUAAACACAUGUCCCCCUUAUUUAGAUAUAUAGGGUAUUACUUCGCUAUCACAAUUAAGAAUUAAAAUUAAAAUUCAGUAAUUAUUAUACCCGCAAUAAACAUAUGUUUAAGGUAAAACUUUGCUUGUGGCAAUGCACAAGAAAUCAUAAUAUUAUAAUAAUACUGAGAACUUGAUGACAAACGUACAAAAGACCGUGUUAACCUAUGAAAAAACUCAAGAAUCUCUACACUGAACUCCUACCACUCAGUGUAUAUAUACUUAUGUUAUUUUACUGUUUUAUACUACAAGUUUUAUGGUAUACAGAAUUAACUUAGGCCUACAGUGUUAAUUUACUGUGUUUUUCUAUAUACGGUAUAUACAGGGUGAGUCUUCUAAGCUGUCCUAAACGGAUUACAGACAAACGGCUAAACAUACAGUGAUGAAACAAAACUUUUCCCCACUAAUUCAUACCCAAGGAACAACGUAAAAAUAUUUUUACCAUUUUUAAAAUACAGGGUGUUCAAGAAACUGGGGGUCAUGGGUUCGAAUCUCAGAGUUUUCAAAUGUAAACAUAUGUCAUGUUAUGCAUCAUUUUAAGGCCCUAGACUAGACAAACAAUUUAGUGAAAACAGAACUCAUUUAUCUUUGUCCGUUUCAAAAUGGCGGCCAUUUUUAUAGAAAUAUUGAUACUUACAGAAUACCCUGUAUCUUGACAACCACUAAACUUAUUUUCGUUCUGUUUAAAAAUUCUAAAUCCUCGUAGGUUCACCUUUAAUUUGAUAUACAACAAGUCAACAUUUCAAAAACUAAAUAUUUUUUCUAUGAUUUUAAUUUUUUUUUAAGUUGGUAGCCUUGUAAAUGAAAAUUUUUAAAUGGCAACAUAUGGUAAAUUGUGUAUUAUUUUUAAGGUCUUGUAAAAACAAACAACUUUUAAAUUUAAACCUACCGCCUAUCUUUGGUCGUUUUCUAUUAAUUAACCAAAAACUCCAAUUGCCCAUAUAAAACCCAUAUGGGAAUAGUGAAUCUGCAUCCACUAAUCUUCAGUACUGCACCUGUAUAUUGUGUAUUUGAGUUGUGAAGUCAAUAGACAGUUCUUGAAACUUUACAUCAGUGAAUAUGUAAACAAAAAUAAUGAGUUCAUUUAUAGUUUUUGAAGGCAAUAAAUUGUUAUAAAUUUUAAUCUUAAUCUUUUUUUGGGGAGAUUAGAUUACAAUAUAUCAUUAGGAACACACACACACAAAUAGCAAUAAGUUGGAAAUAUUUCUGGUUAAGUGUAAUCACUUGUUUGUUUUGGUUGUAGAUACUAGAGUGUGGCUGAUCUUUAACCGUUACAGUUAACUAAAUUGUGCCUUUUCCCCCUGAAUUGAAGUUUUUUUUUUCAAUUUUAAAGCUAUGCUCAACUUACUCUUUAUUUUGUGUUAGUUUUUAGGACUGUUAUUUGGCCAUAGCAUUUAUUAUUAAUUUACUUGUUUUUACUCUUUUUAUUUACACAUCUAUGAAUCAAGACUGAAUUCUUUAUACUUGAAGUAUUGCGAUCUAUGUUGUACUCUAAUUUACUUCCUUUUUACAAAGAUUUUGUUACUCUUAGUGAUAAUCAAGGUUCAAAGUAUACUAUAGGCCUACUUGUUAUUUGUUGUUAGCAAAAUUGUUCUGAUAAUUUUUAUAUCAAUAAAGUUGUGUUGUUAUUAAAAA